This is a messenger RNA of Dromiciops gliroides (monito del monte), 1075 nucleotides long. Its product is annotated as leukocyte-associated immunoglobulin-like receptor 1. The transcript is spliced from 4 exons. Lineage: Eukaryota; Metazoa; Chordata; Mammalia; Microbiotheria; Microbiotheriidae. Bases 1 to 816 code for a protein of 271 amino acids. The record is from RefSeq and is a predicted model, not a curated record.
AUGGGAAUCUGGAUCGAUUCUCUCCCAGGGAAACUCCACAAACCUUCCCUCUGGGCCAUACCAAGUCCCACCAUCCCUGUGGGGUCACCUGUGAGUAUACACUGUCGGGGUCCACCUGGAGCCCGCCUGUACUACGUGGAGAAGGCGGGCAGACCAGAGUCUUUGCUGAAGACUCACCAGCCUUGGCCUCGGAAUGAAGUUUCAUUUUUCAUCUCUGCCGUGACGCCACUCAACGCCGGGCCUUACCGCUGCUCCUACCAACUGUUGGCUCAAUGGUCAGAGCCCAGCGAUGUCCUGGAGCUAAUGCCCAGAGGGGUCCCCCCAAGGGAACCCCACUUGCAGAUGGAGCUGGGCAGCUCCACAGCUCUGGCUGAGCCGGGGCCCAAGGCUGAGCUGGGCCCCAAGGCUAAGCUGGGCCCCACGGCUGAGCCGAGCCCCACUGUGGAUGGAGGCCCCAGUGGGCCAGAAGCAGUAGCUGAGUCCACCCUCCAGGAUUACACGAGGCCCAAUCUCCUCCGGGUGGGUCUGGCUUGUCUGGUCCUGGCAGUUCUGUGGGUUCUGCUGAUUUGUUCUGGCUGCAGGGAUGUGUCCCCCCCUCCCCCACUCUGGCAGCCUCUGCCCUCAACAUCAAGGACCCUCCCAUUUUCUCAGCAGAGACAUCCUGGGAUAUCUUCUUCCUGCCUGGGGAGGCUGCGCCAGCCUCUUGUGCUCACGGCUGAGGAGGAUUUUCUCAUUGGGAAUGCCCCAUACCAGCUUGGAUUUAGCCCCAAAGAACCCCUAAUCCCUACCUCACCUCUCUUCCAGGUAGCACGCUGAGGUCAAAGGUUUGCCAAACCCUUUUCAGGUGUUCCCUCCUGCAUCAUUCUGACCAACUGCUGGGUCCAGUCUUGUGCUGACUCUAAUCUGUCCCUCCUGAUGUACCUUUGCCACCUUGUGCUCCCAUCAGGGAGCACUGGACAUUUCACUGCUCCCCUCCCAACCCCUCCCCCUCAAUGCUUGGACAUGAUUAUGGAUCUACUUGAGAUAGUUUAUUCUUCUGUGUGAAUGUGAUUUCCCCUCAAUAGAGGUAAGCUUC